Rosa rugosa (rugosa rose) is the source of this 1750-nucleotide messenger RNA. RefSeq lists its product as uncharacterized. Gene Ontology annotation, biological process: mRNA splicing, via spliceosome; miRNA processing. The record is from RefSeq and is a predicted model, not a curated record. The transcript is spliced from 3 exons. NCBI's taxonomy places the organism in Eukaryota, Viridiplantae, Streptophyta, Magnoliopsida, Rosales, Rosaceae. The coding region runs from base 125 to 1315 and encodes 396 amino acids.
UUAGGUUAAAUCCAAGACUCAAAGUUUCAGAAUUUGCAGAAAACAUCUCCUCCUCCUCUCUCCUCUCUCCUCUCUGUACCCAACGAUCAAGCUCAAGAACUUCGCCCAGAACUCGUCAGGUUAGAUGGAGACUUCAGAGAAGAGAAAGGAACGACUAAGAGCAAUGCGCCUAGAAGCUGAAGCUUCUCAUAAUGAUACAAGUUCAGAUGUACCCGGUUACCUUUCCAAUCCUCUGGCUGAUGAUAAUGUGAAUGUGGUGCAGGAGGAGCCCUGUGCUCCUUCGAGGUUUGGUUUUUAUACAGACCCUAUGGCGGGCUUCUCUUCAGACACUAAGCGAUGUAAAGUUGGUGAUCAGAUUGCGUCAAAUAGUUUCAAACAUUCAGAUACUGGUGGUCUUCCUAUGCGAAGGUUUCCUCCACCACUUUCAGGAAGACCAAGGAACCCUGAAAUGCCUCCUCCACCUCAUCAGUUUCAGAGCAAUUACUCACCAGACCAGAGAAUGUACCAACAAAACUUUGUUCCUCAGAGAAAUCCCACAGGAAUGGUGAGACCUUUUGUCAUGCAUCAUACAAAUCCACCUGAAGUCUGGAAUGGAGCUCAAGGUCCGGCGAGUUAUAAUUUCCCUCCUGAUCCCUCAAGAGAAAGCAGUUUUCCUGGCCCUAGAUUUAGACCACCAGGUAGCCCCGGAUUUAGACCACCAGGUAGCCCCGGAUUUGGGCCACCAGGAAACCCCGGAUUUGGACCUCCGGGAAGCCCCGGAUUUGGGCCACCGGGAAACCCAGGAUUUGGGCCACCGGGAAGCUCGGGAUUUGGACCACCAGGAAGCCCAGGAUUUGGACCACCAGGAAGCCCUGGAUUUGGGCCACAAGGAAGCCCUGGAUUUGGACCACCUAGAAGCCCUGGGUUUGGUUCCAAUACUCGGCAAGGUAGGGGGCACUGGGUCAGUCAUAGUCCAAGCCCUCAUUCAGUACAUGGAGGUAGUCAUAGUCCUAGAUCAAGUUCAGGUAGAGGUAGGGGGCGCUCUGGGUCAGGAUGGCGAGGUGGACGUGGGCGGGGUUCUGAUGGUCGUCCAUUGGGUCCAGAACAGUUUUACAAUGCUUCCAUGGUUGAAGAAGAUCCAUGGAAAGGUUUGUCACCUGUUACAUGGAAAGCUCUGCCACCUGUUAUCCGGAAGGGGGUAGAUACUCCCUUCAAUGGUAACAAAAAUAAAGCAAGCGUUUCAGAAGGUUCAAACAGGUCCACUCCACAGCCAAACUUGGCAGAAUACUUGGCUGCCUCAUUGAAUGAAACUAUUAAUGAGGCAUCAACCUCGUAGCAAUUGGCCCUGAGUUCCAGGAAUGCUGUACAAUGCACCUAUCAGAAAAAUGCAAAGCUACAUUCAGAAGGGUUGAACAUAAAUUCAGUGUUGGGAAGUACUUGGCCAUCUCAUUCCCAUCAUCCAGUGUCAAUACUAUACCGCAAUUCACUCAAUUCUGGAAUCAGAUUUCUCACUGUGCAUUCACUUGUCAAUAGUCUGGAUAUUGGAUGGAUCAAAAGGCUUGUAACUUUUUCUUAGAAACUAACUGCUGGCUUUUGGAACUUGUUAUAACAUGGCGUGCUAGUAUUUUAGAUGGCAUGCUUUUUCAGUCAAGGCUGUAAUGGAGGAUCAAUUUGCAGUUGGAGUUCUCAAUUUUAUCUUUAUGUUCAACAUUGUACUGGAAAAACCCGGUUGCGCUUUUGCAACCCAGUGCCCCUUAAAGUUACUUAGAAA